Messenger RNA from Penicillium canariense, 1689 nucleotides. Its product is annotated as serine hydrolase domain-containing protein. NCBI's taxonomy places the organism in Eukaryota, Fungi, Ascomycota, Eurotiomycetes, Eurotiales, Aspergillaceae. Bases 1 to 1689 code for a protein of 562 amino acids. The transcript is spliced from 4 exons. The record is from RefSeq and is a predicted model, not a curated record.
AUGUUUCUUCACAAAGUAUUGGUUGGAUCCGUGCUCGGGUUCCUGGCGAGUUCAGCAGCUCGCAUCAUCGCCACAGAUGAGGUCCCCUUAAUCGGCCCAUCUUUCAUCUCCAAUUUUGAUUUAUCAAAUUCAAUCGCGAUCCAGAGUGCGAAAUUGAAGUUCCCUGGCCUCGUGGACAGUCUCUUUUCCACCGGAGCUCUUAAUCGCACGGACCUGGUCUUUUCCGUCGACGUCUUUUCCGCGGCGACCAACAGUUCGAUAUAUAACUAUUCGCACGUCGGGCAUGAUGCAAACAAGAGUUUGACUGCUGGAAUCCUCAACGACAAGACGAUAUUUCGCAUUGGAAGCGUAACCAAGCUCUUCACGGUCUACGCCAUCAUCGCGAAGGCAGGCAUAGAAGUCUUCAGCCAACCGGUGACGAAAUACCUUCCCGAGCUUGCAGGAAAUUCAUCUGCCGACCCACUGCAGAGACUCCGUUGGGAGGAUAUUACCGUCGGAGCAUUAGCUUCUCAGCAGGCUGGCACUGGAGGACCGGGGGACUUCUUUGCGAAAUAUCUGAAGCCGGACGACCCAUUGAACUACACGUCGCGAGAGUUUUUGACUUUCAUGCGCGAGGACAAAAAGCCCGUCAUCUCCCCGUUCCGAAAUGCCAUAUAUUCCGACGCAGGGUUUGCUGUUCUCGGGCAGGUUCUCGCUCGUCUGUCCGGACAGAAGACGUACACAGAUGCAAUCCGCGACAUGCUUUUCGAGCCAUUGGGACUGGGCAGUACGUCGACGAAGGUGCCGACUGGCUCAGAUCUGAAUGCGAUCGAUCGCUCUAUCGUCGACAAGAAUUCAUCAUGGGGCCUUGACCUCGAGGUUGUCGCAUCAUCUGGCGGGCUGUACGCCAAUGGUGCAGACCUUCGCACGGCAGGUCUUUCAAUCUUGAACUCGGAGCUGCUCUCUCCAGCCACAACAUCCGAAUGGAUGAAGCCUCGUAGUGGAACGGGCAGCUUAGUUGAGCUUGUUGGUGCACCUUGGGAAAUCUCUCGCCUGGAGAUUCCUGUUACUCCGGGCUCGAAUCGAACCCGUAUCUCAGACCUCUAUACCAAGGCUGGUGGCAACCAGGACUACACAGCCAUUUUCGCCCUGGCUCCAGACCACGGAAUUGGCUUCUCCAUCUUAAUCGCCGGUUCUACCGCCACACCUGCGCGUUGGCCCCUACGUGACGGGGUGGGCGAAACAUUCAUCCCCGCUGCUGAGCAUGCGGCUUGGGAAAAUGCUCGGCGCAACCUUGCUGGCACGUUCGUUGAUCAGAGUUCGUCUGGCACAAACCUGACGUUGACUGUUGACAAGGGCCGCCCUGGCCUUGGGCUCAAGUCUUUCUGGAUUAAAGGUGUUAACGGUCGCCACAAUGCGCACUGGCGCCUCUACCCAACUGGGCUUAACUCCAUCUCCCGAUCCUUGUCAUCGCUAUACAGGUCUAAGGGUAAAAUGCGCGUGGCACACCGUAUGGCAGAGCCAGAAAUCCCAAUGAAGCCCCGUGCUGCCGUGGAGGGAGGCAAAGGAGGCUUAUUUGAUAACUCCUUUACGUGGAUGAACCUCGAUUUUUCUGGACCGGCGGAUGAGUUCAUUUUUAACCUAGAGGAUGAACGACUUGUCAGUGUCGAGCUUCCGGCGUCAGGUUUGGUGCUUAACCGUGCCAAAUAA